AUGAACGGCUCACCUAACAUCCGAACUCGCAAGCAAGCAGCAGCGGCGGAGAAGCAGGCUGGCACCCCAAACGGCCGACCCAAUGGUUCCGCCAACUCCAAACGCUCUUCCUUAAUCCCAGAGCAACCAGAAAACAUUUUCCUAUUCUAUCCUAACAUAAUCGGCUACUCGCGCAUUAUUCUCGCCCUCGCCUCCCUCUACUACAUGCCACUCCAUCCACGUACCUGUUCCCUCCUUUACAGCAUAUCCUGCCUCUUAGACGCUCUCGAUGGCGUCGCGGCACGCUACUUUGAGCAAUCUACCCAGUUUGGCGCAGUGUUAGAUAUGGUGACGGAUAGGUGCACAACUGCGUGUUUGCUCGUGUUUUUGAGCAGUGCAUGGCCGAGAUGGGCGCUAUUGUUCCAGGGGCUCAUCAGUCUAGAUUUGGCUAGCCAUUACAUGCAUAUGUAUGCUACGCUAACGAUGGCGGGAAAGGGAAUGAGUCACAAGAAGGUCGACGAGAACCGGUCGAAGCUGCUCCACCUCUACUAUACGAAUAAGGUACAUAUUCACCUCAUUAGCACAAGGUGCUGUUGCUCUCAAUUAACAUGCUGA
Letharia columbiana is the source of this 594-nucleotide messenger RNA. RefSeq lists its product as uncharacterized. The record is from RefSeq and is a predicted model, not a curated record. The transcript has a single exon. Gene Ontology annotation, biological process: phosphatidylinositol biosynthetic process. Lineage: Eukaryota; Fungi; Ascomycota; Lecanoromycetes; Lecanorales; Parmeliaceae. Bases 1 to 594 code for a protein of 197 amino acids. Gene Ontology annotation, molecular function: CDP-diacylglycerol-inositol 3-phosphatidyltransferase activity. Gene Ontology annotation, cellular component: Golgi apparatus; membrane.